ACUGCUAUGGCGACGCGCAUUUCCGGAAGUGCCUUGAUCUCGCCUCGCGAGAUCUUUCUCAGCUAUUGGAAGACUGGUAAAAAAAAAGUAGCUCGAUAGAAAGCUGGUAAAAAUGUUCUUGAUUUAUCGAUAAAUAAAGUUCGAUGCUACAAGCGAAAUUAUAAUUUUACAUUCGUACUUCUCAAGUAUAGUAUAGUCUUGCAAGCAACGGAGUAUUUGACAGAACGAAACGGAAGGGAAAUUGAAGAAUUGAAACAUGGUACUUUUAUGCAUUCUGUGUCACGCAAAUGAAUAUCCGGACACAAAACAAUCGAGACCGGGCGACGUCGAUUCGACAACGGAAUCUAACGAACCCCCGGAAGGAUAUUACGCCUUUGUGAAGUCACCGAAUGCGGAACCGCCUAAAGUGAGGCCUCCACCUUACAUAGACAGCGACAAAGAAUGCUACGACACCGGUAAGCAGGGAAAAGGUUACGUCUCGAUACACAAUAUUUGUGGGGAUCUCAACAAGGGUUAUAUCCCGCGAAAUCCUAUGAAUCAAUACUUCAACGGCUCGUCGUAUCCUUUCGCACUAUUGAAAAAUCACACGUUGAAAUUUCUGAGCAAAGCGUUGCCUAUACUCAAGGCCGACGAUUCAUUGCCGAAGGUCGCCACGGUUCAGUCCUAUUUCCAAAAUUCCGUCGACACCGGCGAGAAACGAAGCAGAAGCAAACGAUCGUCCGAUUCAGAAAGCGCGUUGGACAGUCUGCGAAACGGUCGUAAAUUCUGCGAAAAUGGCGCAGGAGUGGUGUGUAUGCUGUACAAGGCUAUACAAGGCGAGCCAUUGGCUACCUCGGCGGCUGAACGCCGUGACGAGCCCUCCACGCCCGAGUAUCGUCAACGAACACCGCCGCAAGAGAAGCCAGAGUACACCGGUCCACCCACUCCUUGUCCAGCCAAAGUGGAGUACGCGACACCGGUGUUCGCCAAGAACUAUCAAGGAGUUUGGCGCUACGUAGUCCAAAUCCCUUACGAGGGUUACUUCACGCAGACUAUCGAAGUAACCAGAUGCAUGCAGUCGAGGUGUCAUUAUCUGGAUGGUGGCUGCCUGUCGUCGCCAAGAUGGACUAGUCUUCUAGUAGCGGAGAUAUUCUAUCCGGACACGUUCCUGGAGGAGAGUCAAAACUCGAGAAUUACCGGCCUGAAGGACGCCGCUGGUUCACCGCCCCCCGUUCACGAUUUCCAGAAUUACCAGCAAUACCUGCAGAAACGCGCCGGCGAGAACGAGGCUCGCAACAGUGGAUCCCAGCAUCAUUGCGACGGCGUCGACGAGAUGGGUUGCUUCCAGGUAAGACUGUACUACGAUUGGUUCCUGGUGCCGGGAAGCUGCAAGUGUUGGCGCCCCGAUUACUUCAAUCGCUACGUCCGUCGAAGUGGAUCUAACGUUGAAUUGUGAUGGCGGUAUCGCAUGUCAGAUCGCGUGGAUGAGCAAUUGGACACGCUCGCGAUACGCUCGGAUCGAUAAGCCUAUCAGAUUUGACCUCGAUGUCUCGAUCGAUCGAUCUGUUGUCUGUUGUCGACAAGUGUUUCGCAUAAUAAAGGAUGGGCCAAAAAUCACUUCUUACUGGCGAUUUAAAUCUAAUCUAAAAUUAAUAAAAUUUUUCUUAUAUUUUGAUGUUUUAUUAAAAAAAAAAAAAAAAA
Molecule: messenger RNA, 1680 nt
Organism: Frieseomelitta varia
Lineage: Eukaryota; Metazoa; Arthropoda; Insecta; Hymenoptera; Apidae
Gene: spz6
Exons: 8
Coding region: 257-1435 (392 amino acids)
Biological process (GO): central nervous system formation; innate immune response; regulation of Toll signaling pathway
Cellular component (GO): extracellular region
Molecular function (GO): growth factor activity; Toll binding
Source: RefSeq, a predicted model, not a curated record